UAUAACUCCAAUGGAGCCCGGACAGGGGUGAAAGACCAAGCGAAGGAGCCGGUACAGUGGGGAAGAGCAUGGGAGGUGGAUUGGUUCUCUCUGACAGCUGUGAUCCUGCUGCUGUGCUUUGCCCCCUUCAUCGUCUUUUUCUUCAUCAUGGCAUGUGAUCAGUACCAGUGCUCCAUCAGCCACCCAAUACUGGACCUCUACAACGGUGAAGCCACCCUGCUCACCAUCUGGAACCGUGCCCCUUCGUUCACAUGGGCUGCUGCCAAGAUCUACGCAAUCUGGGUCACAUUUCAGGUGGUGCUGUACAUGUGCGUUCCAGAUAUCAUGCAUAAGAUUCUUCCAGGUUACGUGGGAGGAGUGCAGGAUGGUGCCCGAACACCAGCAGGUCUGAUUAAUAAGUAUGAAGUCAAUGGUCUGCAGUGCUGGAUAAUCACUCAUGUUUUAUGGGUGGCUAAUGCACAAUACUUACACUGGUUUUCACCAACCAUCAUCAUUGAUAACUGGAUCCCUCUCUUAUGGUGCACCAACAUCCUCGGCUAUGCCGUGUCCACUUUGGCUUUCAUUAAGGCUUAUCUGUUCCCUACCAACCCAGAGGACUGUAAAUUCACAGGCAACAUCUUCUACAACUACAUGAUGGGAAUUGAGUUCAACCCUCGCAUAGGAAAAUGGUUUGACUUCAAGCUUUUCUUCAAUGGCCGGCCGGGUAUAGUGGUGUGGACCCUGAUUAACUUAUCCUACGCUGCUAAACAGCAGGAGCUGUAUGGUUAUGUGACAAACUCUAUGAUCCUGGUCAAUGUUUUGCAAGCCGUAUAUGUAUUGGAUUUCUUCUGGAACGAAGCCUGGUACCUCAAGACUAUAGACAUCUGCCAUGAUCACUUUGGCUGGUACCUGGGCUGGGGAGACUGCGUGUGGCUUCCUUUCCUCUACACACUACAGGGCCUUUACUUGGUCUACAACCCCAUCCAGCUUUCUACGCCUCAUGCUGCAGGUGUCCUCAUCCUGGGUCUGGUGGGCUACUACAUCUUCCGCUCAACCAACCACCAGAAAGACCUUUUCCGUCGCACAGAGGGUAACUGCAAAAUCUGGGGUAAGAAGCCCACCUUCAUCGAGUGUUCAUACCGAUCGGCUGAUGGCGGGAUUCACAAGAGCAAACUGAUGACCUCUGGGUUUUGGGGGGUGGCCCGUCACAUGAACUACACGGGCGACCUGAUGGGCUCACUGGCGUACUGCUUGGCCUGCGGUGGCGAGCACUUGCUGCCCUAUUUUUACAUCGUCUACAUGACCAUCCUGCUGGUGCACCGCUGCAUUCGUGAUGAGCACCGCUGUAGCAACAAGUACGGCAAGGACUGGGAGUGCUACACCGCAGCCGUGCCCUACCGUUUGCUGCCCAACAUCUUCUAGAGCGUUUCGCCAUAUACAGAAAACCAAUUUAUCUUGUUAUUUUAUGUGGCUGCUCAUACUUAUUUUAAACAGUUGGCUUUUUAAUCUUUUUAUGUGGGUGUGAAUGGCAGAUUUUACAAAGAUUAUUUUGCCUUUUAGUGAGUGUGAGUGUGGAUAUACUAUACAUGAGUAUAUAUAAGUUCCCCCGAUAGGCAGGGAAACUCAUUGUAUAGAGAAUAGCACUCAUUAUUGUUCAGGAUGUAAAUAGACAAAAGUCUAUACAUUCAGAAAUGCUCAGACUACAGCUUAUCAUAUUUGUAUUCAUAUUUUUUUCUACCAGCCAAACUACUGAAAUAAAAGUU
Molecule: messenger RNA, 1742 nt
Organism: Sinocyclocheilus grahami
Lineage: Eukaryota; Metazoa; Chordata; Actinopteri; Cypriniformes; Cyprinidae
Product: 7-dehydrocholesterol reductase
Exons: 7
Biological process (GO): brassinosteroid biosynthetic process; cholesterol biosynthetic process
Cellular component (GO): endoplasmic reticulum membrane
Molecular function (GO): 7-dehydrocholesterol reductase activity
Source: RefSeq, a predicted model, not a curated record